Messenger RNA from Effrenium voratum, 1287 nucleotides. Lineage: Eukaryota; Dinophyceae; Suessiales; Symbiodiniaceae. The record is from the annotation of a GenBank genome assembly.
AUGCAUGUCGCUGACACACCCUCGGUCGCGUCUCGGAUCGAGCUUGCGUUUCAAUCUGCGAGUAAUUCAACAGGAACGUCGUUCGACUACCUGGUGAAGACCGCUGCACGCGAGUCGUCGUUCAACCCGUCUGCGAAGGCAAAGACGUCGAGCGCAACCGGUUUGUUCCAGUUCAUCGAGUCGACCUGGCUGGAGACGAUGAAAGAGGCUGGUCCCAGGCACGGCCUGGAAAAAUACUCCGACCAAAUUCAACGUUCCAAGAAUGGCAAAUAUUUCGUCAAGGAUCCGCAGGCUCGACUAGAGAUACUCGACCUGCGCAAGGAUCCGGGGAUCUCGUCCAUGAUGGCCGGUGCCCUCACACAGAAAAAUGCCAACUAUCUGGAGCAGAAGAUCGGCAGGGAACCAACCGAUGGUGAGCUUUACAUGGCCCAUUUUCUUGGCGCCAACGGGGCCAGCCGAUUGAUUGAUGCGACCAAUGCCAGUCCGGAUAUGCGUGCAGACAAGAUGUUUUCUGCGCAAGCCCGGGCCAACAAGCCAAUCUUCUUUCACGGCAACGGCAAAGCCCGUUCAAUGCAGGAAGUUUAUGAGGUCAUCGUAUCGAAACAUGACGCCGUGACCAUGAUUGCCGAAGCGAGCGGCAAGACGAACCUGCGGACGUCAGGCGCGCUGACAAACGUGGCCGCUCUUCCGACUGCAAAGCCGGUAAACGCGAUGCCCGGGAUUGAUAAUCAGAAUUUUGAUCAUCUGGCCGGUGAUCCAGCCGCAGCAUUCGCGAUGCGCGCGAAGCCUCCGGCACCGGGACAGGUGACUGCUGCUGCAGAACUCGCGACGGGAAAUCCGGUCAAUCUGGCCGAAUCAUCAGUUCCAUUACCACAGGGCAGUGCACGCCAAUCGCAAAUGGCGGGCAGUGCAAACUCCGAAACACUUGCCAGUUCCGCUGAAAAACCGGCGCCACAAGAUCCACGCCAGGCCUCAAUCAACGGAGGCGAUGAAAGCGCGCCAACCUCGCGCGUGCUGUCCGCUUUCCAGGCCGCAGAAACGGCCAAUCCGUUUGAAGCCCUGUUCAGAAACGAUCAGGGAUCUUCCCAGGCAGGCGUGAAUCCCCGCUUUGCGUCCGCAUUUGCGGCUGUUGAAGAAGCGGCGAUGUUCAGCGCCCUGUCCGGGGCUUCCAACCAGGUCGCAGCACAGGAACUGGCGCUCGCAGACCAGGGAGGUCCGCUGGAUCUGACCAGAUUUCUCAGACUGAAAGCAGAAGAGGAGCAAAAGGAUUUAUUGCCACCUGCCUGA